AUGUGGAUUAUAAUACUGUGGAUAUUUGUCCAAGUUUUGCUUGGCACUUCAGUCGAAGCACAGCAUGUGGACCCUGAAGUGGGGUUAACAGCUCAGGAGCAGGUUCUCCUGCUGUACGACAUCAAACUGCAGUGCCUUCAGAACAUCUCCGAACACAAUCCUGCUGAUGAGGUCUGUUCUCCUGGAUGGGACGGGUUGGUUUGCUGGCCUCAAGGUUCUCCAGGAACGGUCACCAAAGUGCCGUGUCCCAGCUACGUGUACGACUUCAACCACAACGGAUUUGCAUACCGUCAUUGCGACUUGAAUGGAUCGUGGGUAUCAGUGGAGAACAGAACUUGGGUCAAUUAUUCAGACUGUCUGCGUUUCUUGGCUCCAGGCAUUGAAAAGGGCAAAAGGGACUUUUUCGAGCGGCUGCACAUCAUGUACACAGUCGGCUAUGCGGUGUCAUUCAGCUCGCUGCUGGUGGCCAUUUUCAUCAUUGGAUACUUUCGGCGUCUCCACUGCACCAGAAACUACAUCCACAUGCACCUCUUUGUGUCUUUCAUGCUGCGUGCGGUGAGCAUCUUCGUGAAAGACAGAGUGGUGUACGCUAAUGGUGUGCUACAGGAGUACGACACCAUGCUAAUGGACAACAUCAGCACCGUCUCCAUUUCCCCGCUUGACAAGACUCAGUAUGUUGGCUGCAAGAUCACAGUCCUGUUCUUCAUUUAUUUCCUGGCAACCAACUACUACUGGAUCCUAGUGGAGGGCCUGUACCUUCACAGUCUCAUUUUCAUGGCGUUCUUCUCAGACUCCAAAUAUCUUUGGGGUUUCACUCUCAUAGGGUGGGGUGUUCCUGCUCUCUUCGUAUCAACCUGGGCUGUCGUCAGGGCAACGCUGGCGGAUGUAAGGUGUUGGGAGUUGAGCGCUGGCAAUAUUAAAUGGAUUUACCAAGUUCCUAUACUGACAGCAAUUGGGCUGAAUUUUAUUCUGUUUGUGAAUAUCGUACGAGUUCUGGCCACAAAGAUCCGAGAAACGAAUGCGGGGCGAUACGACACACGUAAACAGUGCAGGAAGCUGGCUAAGUCCACUUUGGUUCUGGUUCUGGUUUUCGGCGUGCACUACAUCGUGUUUGUGGGAAUGCCACACACGUUCACAGGUCUGGGCUGGGAGCUGCGCAUGUACUGUGAACUGUUCUUCAACUCAUUCCAGGGAUUUUUUGUCUCCAUUAUUUACUGCUUCUGCAAUGGAGAGGUCCAGACAGAAAUCCGGAAGAUCUGGCUCCGCUGGACGCUUGCAUUUGACUGGAAAGGUCCCGUCAUUUUAGCUAACUACCGCUAUGGGACGGUCCUGAACAGCAGCGGUGCCAGCGUCCAAUCCCAGCUGACCUCAGUGACCCGCAGUUCUACUCUCCUCACCAGCAGGGUGUACCGCUGCGCCGCUCUGCCCAGCGUCGGCUCGCUUGUGCAUGGCUCGCAAAUACACACCACCUUGCCUGGAUACGUCUUCAGCAACUCGGACAUCGAAAGCCUACCACCUUCCAUUCCAGAAGAAAUCGAAGAGGAGGCCAAACACAUCGACACGCUCACGCUCACGCUCAAAAGCUCUGUCGCUGUACGACAGGAAGCCCUCAGCAUCUGUUUCGAAGAAAGCGGACAGAGCUCAUCCCACACGGAUUCUGAUGACGUCAGAUGUUGUCCUGAUGACAUCACCACUACGGAAAUCUCCAAAUGCACUGACAAAAUGUCACUGAAGGAUUCUUUAUCGGUGAGGUACAACAGUUUGGAUCAAGAGGACGAGGAAGUACUUUAA
Messenger RNA from Sinocyclocheilus anshuiensis, 1791 nucleotides. Its product is annotated as parathyroid hormone 2 receptor-like. The coding region runs from base 1 to 1791 and encodes 596 amino acids. The transcript is spliced from 13 exons. Gene Ontology annotation, molecular function: parathyroid hormone receptor activity; G protein-coupled peptide receptor activity; peptide hormone binding. Lineage: Eukaryota; Metazoa; Chordata; Actinopteri; Cypriniformes; Cyprinidae. Gene Ontology annotation, biological process: adenylate cyclase-modulating G protein-coupled receptor signaling pathway; cell surface receptor signaling pathway. Gene Ontology annotation, cellular component: plasma membrane. The record is from RefSeq and is a predicted model, not a curated record.